This is a messenger RNA of Aspergillus oryzae RIB40, 1518 nucleotides long. RefSeq lists its product as uncharacterized. The coding region runs from base 1 to 1518 and encodes 505 amino acids. The transcript is spliced from 4 exons. The record is from RefSeq and is a predicted model, not a curated record. NCBI's taxonomy places the organism in Eukaryota, Fungi, Ascomycota, Eurotiomycetes, Eurotiales, Aspergillaceae. Gene Ontology annotation, biological process: meiotic DNA double-strand break formation; DNA recombination.
AUGGACGACGAAACUAUGCCCUCCCCAGCACAGCUGGCUCUCGCAAUAGCCAUCGUCAAGCAGAAACCAGCAGACUUAAGUGUCAGAGAGUAUAUUCUAAGAAUCAGACAACAUAUCAAAGACACCCGAGACGCAGACAAAUCCUAUACCCAGGAUAAAGAUAGAUUCUUCGACAGCGUUUCCUUCUGGCAGCAGGCGUACGAAAAGUCCGAAGCAGAGCAGAGCAAACUCCUAGAUCGUAUUUAUGAUCUCGAAAGGCAUAAUGAAGCACUUAGUGCUAAGUUGCAGGUUCGAAAUACCCAGUUCGAGGAGGAACAGUCGUCGACAAAGCGAAAAGCAACCGUUGGUGAAAAAGCCUUUGGAGGCGCAACGACACGGAAAAGAGCCAAGACACAGAUGGUUAAUGGUGCCUUAGGUCAUGCCUCAGCUCCCUGGAAUGGACUUGUUCGACUUGAUCAUACGGGGGAGUCCAUCGGUCCAGUCAUGAGGCAUUAUUAUACGCUUCAAAAAACCCUUCAGAAGAAGUCCAAUGGCUUUGAUAUUGUUCAGGCUGCAGUAAAGCUAUGCGAGACCACUGCAAAUGAACUUUCAAAAGUAAUCUCGGAGAAAAGAGCGGCCCCUUGUGCUUCGAGGAACAAGGGCUCAACGCGGACUGAGAUGCCGACUACCGAUGAAGUGCUUCGCUGUGUUUCAUGCACUUUCCAGCUUCUAUUACGGGUGAUAAAGUCUCUAUCCGGAACAGAUAAUGGCAUGCAAUAUUCCAAUCGCGUCAUUUACCAUAUUGUGCAUCUAUAUGAAUCAACAAUGAAUGCCUUAGAACAAUGGUGCAAGGCCAAAUCCGAACAGACACAGUCAGCCAAGCAGAAACACGCCACAAGCAACAGGAAGGCUAAAGACAAACAAUUGCAUGAUUCUAAUAUGAAUACCGAUGACGAGGAUUUUACGCAGAUGGCUCAACUACUAAACGCAAUGACUUCCUCACUUGACACUGGGUGUGCGGGACACCAAGAUUUGCUAGAAGGGUUUCUAUUCAUUUUGCUCAAUCGCGUCGGAAAGCUGCUGUGCCUGUUCGUCUUUCAGGAUCUACAGCUAAAACCUGAUCUUCGUGCAGACUUGACAAAACUUCCGCACCCUAGAGGCUUGACAGAACUUGACCUCAGCGAUAAGUCAUUGUGUUCAGCAGAGAUGGAAGCGAAGUGUCUAGUUUGGCUGCUGGAGAGAACAUUGGCCGUAUUCCGUAGUUUUACUUCAUCGUCUUCAUCGGCAUCUCGGGAUAGUGACGGAAGCAUAAUAUUUGCGGCAAAAAUCAAGGAAAGACUGCAAAGCACCCUGCUCCAAGCUGUUUUUGGCACGGAUUCGACUUGGGGAAAGUCACUCCGGCGACCCGCGCCAACUGAUGGAGAUCUUCACAAUCUACGCCUCCCUUCUCAGAACUCUGAUCAAUCGGUCCCAGAUUGGUUCACGCAAGAGAGCUUUGAAUACAGAUUUGCCACCAGUUACUACUACUCUAUCAAUUAG